UACUAUAGGAGCCUGACCGGCAGUCAGUGCCUCCCAGGGCCCCGCGCCGUUAGUUUCGUUGGUGUUGUGUCGUGUAACGUGUCCUCUCUUUCUCUCUUUUUUCUCUCUUUCUUUCUCUCUCCUCCUCGACACCCUCUCCUUCUCUCCUUUCCACCCCCUAUCCUUCGGUUCCCGUUCCCGUUCUUUGUUUUUUUUGUUGUUGUUGUUUUUCGGCUACCACCACGAUCAACGCCGCUCCCGGCCGGACAGUGAUAAGGGAAUAAUUGUACACGCGCGCGCGACUUUCGACGGUCCUUUUGGUGACGGAUGGUGCGUGACCGGGUGUCCGAGAGACCAGGGUCACAGAUCCCGCCGAUCGAACCGUCUCGGACCCUGCCGCUGGAUCGGCUCGCCGAUCGAAGGGAUCGAUGCGAGCCGGCGAAACCGAGCACCAGCCGGCCGGAACAGAGGAUCGGGAAGCACCGAGGGCCGAAGAUCUGCGCAGGGACGUCGGAGGAACGUGCAGCAUCGAUUAGGGACCGCUGGCAACACGGUCCCAUCGAGUCCUCUCGAUAAGUCCCAAAGAGGUACCCACGGCGAUCAGCCAGAAACUUGGAUUAACGCGAGUGACAGUACUUGUCCGCGGAUUCGGCGACACCGUUUCUCACCCGGAAGCUCGGCGAAUACGUCGCCGAGCCGUUUUGGAGACAGUUUUGGGCCGCGCGUGUCCUUGCUGCUCGCGAAGGCGAAGUGCGCGGAGUUCGGCGGGCGAUUACUGCCGGAGGACGACGGCCGCCCGGAAGGCCGCAAAAUGGCGUGGGUUCCGGUGAACCGUCGCUCGGAGCGUGAAACUCGCUGAUACCCCGUGCUGAUUCCGGCGCGAACGCAUGCGUGCGGAUCCGAAAACCUGCGAUGUACGCGAGCAGAUCGAAAUUCACGCGGCCGCCAGCGAAUUCCGUGGAAUCGACGGGACUGCGGAGCCAUCGGCUCUAACCGAAUCGAAAAGCUUCGCGGAUGCAUACUGUCUCCGGGUGGGACCAUCGGUGAACUCGAACGGCGACCAGCAGUGAAGCGCGGAGAAGCUGGUCCGGCGAACAUUGGAGAGAAUUUGUCGCUAGAGGAAGACAAGGUGUACAUAAUCGUGCUCCGAAUCUGUGCUGCGAGGAUUCGUUACGGAUGACAAUCCGUCGAGGAACAGCCCAGACCACGUACGAACUGUGAUCUUCGCUCCGCUAUCGUGUUCUCUCCGAUUCCGGUUAUCAUACUCUUGUGAACUCUGUGAAGAAGGGCUCAAGGCGCCAACCUCGGGGUCACGAUUUUGUCAAGUUACGCAGAAAAAGUCAGUACGGCCGGCGGUCGUACUUGGCGCGAAGGCCUCAAGAUUGCUCGAAAAUCGUCGAAGGAGGUGCGAAGGGCUGGAAGAGCGAUGGAAAUCGGAGGCGCGGCGAUGCAGAGGAUGGGCACUGCCGGGGGGCCCGGGCCCCUCAGCCUUCAGGGCCCUCCAAGGUCAGUGAAAAUCUCACCCGUUAACAUACAGGACGAGCCCGGUGACCUCACUUCCAAAAAAAACACGAGUUCGCAUUGCGUGGGCUGCGGCGGGCGAAUUCACGACCAAUGGAUUCUGCGAGUUGCGCCGAACUUGGAAUGGCAUGCUGCUUGUUUGAAAUGCGCGGAGUGCCAGCAAUUUUUGGACGAGCACUGCACCUGCUUUGUACGGGACGGAAAAACCUACUGCAAACGAGAUUACGUCAGAUUGUUCGGGACGAAGUGCGACAAGUGCAGUGAGUGCUUUAGCAGAGACGACUACGUGAUGAGGGCAAAGAGCAAGAUUUAUCACAUAAAGUGCUUCCGAUGUUCGGCGUGCAUGAGACAGCUAGUACCUGGUGACGAAUUUGCUUUGAGGCAGGACGGUCUUUUCUGCAGACACGAUCACGACGUUCUCGAGGGUGGCAAGCUCUGCUCCGGGCCCGGCGGUGUUCCUGGCAGCGAGAAUAAUAAUAACGCAUCCCUUAUGAAUAAUAAUCACCAUCAGCAUCCCAACGACGGCUCGAUAUCAGAUUCUGGGUCCGAGAGCGGAUCGCACAAAGCGAGCGUGGGUGGUAACCGAGGAUCAGGCAGCCAUAAGAGCAGCGGCGGUUCCGAUGGAAAGCCGACCAGGGUCCGCACGGUUCUUAACGAGAAGCAGCUUCACACUUUGAGGACUUGUUACGCGGCAAAUCCGCGGCCGGACGCGCUGAUGAAGGAACAGCUGGUGGAAAUGACGGGCCUGAGUCCGCGAGUGAUCAGGGUAUGGUUCCAGAACAAGCGUUGCAAGGACAAGAAGAAGACGAUCGCGAUGAAGCAGCAAAUGCAGGAGAAGGACGGUCGUAAAUUAGGCUUCGGAGGAAUGCACGGCAUUCCUAUGGUGGCUAGUAGUCCCGUGAGACACGAGAGUUCCAUAGGAAUGACGCCACUCGAGGUGCAAGCUUAUCAACCACCGUGGAAAGCACUUUCGGAUUUCGCUCUCCACACUGAUUUAGACAGGCUAGAUCCCAACACACCAUCUUUCCACCAUUUGGUAUCACAGAUGCAUGGCUACGAUCUUCAUAGCGGGCCACCGCAGCUACCACCGCCAGGGAUGCUCGGCGGGCCUAUGAACGACGGCGGCGGCGGCGGCGGCGGCGGUCCUCUUCCACCACCCGGGCCCCAUCAUCCUGGCAGCGGCGGGCCCGACAUGGGACAGCACCCGGACAGCACCGACAGCUACGUAACCUACCUUGAAAGUGACAGUGACUCCCUUCACCACGAUACAGGAAGUCCAUAGUGUUGUGCAGUGUGGCCAGAACGAAAGUGUCCGCUUUCUUCGUGGUCUUCUUUUAAUAAGUGCUUGAAGAGAAUAGUAGUCUGCGAGAACAAAUAGGGUGGAAUGCACGAAUGGAGUCGAACGAUGAACGUUGUCCCAGUUGGAAUUCGUAGGCUUUUCUCGAGAGUAGCUUAACCCUUUCGCGCCCGUUGCCGUUUCGAACGAAUAAUCUCCUCGAUCGCUGGCCGAUUUUUCGACCGUUUCGAAAUACGAUAGCCGAGUCGUUUGAACGAAUCGCCACGAACAGCCGCAACAACAACAAAUUCCAUCGUGAACAACGAACGUCCGCGAAUGUUCGAACAUCUCGCUGCGACGGCAGCCGUUGCGGCGAACGCGAGCGCGAAGCGUCGCGAUCAAACGUCGGCGUUUCGCGAAGGAUUUCGUUAGAAUCAGCGCCCGCUCCGUCGAACUUGACGAUUUUCCUGGGAACGAAGCCCCGGGGCGAAUCACGCGCAUUACAUCGCGUCGUGUAUCAAUGUAAGAAGAAACUUCGAAUUGAAAUUCGAAUCCUCGAAUUAAUAUAUUUAUGACAGAGGCGCGUCUGUGGUCCCUUGGAACGGAACAAAGCACGCUUCGCCGUCUAUUAAAAUUGAAAUACUUCGCGCGUCCGUGUACCAGGCAAUUAUUUUUGGUACGAGAAUACGCACACGAGUAUAAAGCAAUUAUUUUUCUAUUUUAUUUGAAUUAUUAUGCUGCUGGCUACGAUACGAUUACAGGUUUCUUUUCGAUGCGAGAAACGCGCCACGCUGUUCCACGACAGCGAAACGUGUAUCCCGAACGUUUUUGAAGAACGCGGACACGUACAGUGACUCGCAUUAAUGUUCGGACACGAUAUUAUUAGAAAAAUUGUUAUAAACAAAUUUUAUAAACGAAUCAAAAUUCGUUGUAAGAACUCGGUGCCACAGAAAUUAUCGGCGAUGUCAGACGCUUUACUUGUGAAAAUCGGACGAAAAGGAAGAAAUAGGUCUUUUGAAAUCCGACACAGUUGGUUAUUUAUCGCAAGGAAAAGGGAAAAUCGUACAGAGAUACAAGCGAAUUAUUAAAUAUAAGCAAGAGUAGUGUGGCAGAUAUUACACGUCGACACAUUCGCGAGGAUUGAAUCGAUUUAAUCCCUCA
This is a messenger RNA of Megalopta genalis, 3937 nucleotides long. RefSeq names its product LIM1_Isl and LIM2_Isl domain-containing protein tup (gene tup). Gene Ontology annotation, molecular function: DNA-binding transcription factor activity, RNA polymerase II-specific; DNA binding. The record is from RefSeq and is a predicted model, not a curated record. Lineage: Eukaryota; Metazoa; Arthropoda; Insecta; Hymenoptera; Halictidae. Gene Ontology annotation, biological process: axonogenesis; positive regulation of transcription by RNA polymerase II; neuron fate specification.